Molecule: messenger RNA, 4476 nt
Organism: Theobroma cacao (cacao)
Lineage: Eukaryota; Viridiplantae; Streptophyta; Magnoliopsida; Malvales; Malvaceae
Product: spectrin beta chain, brain
Source: RefSeq, a predicted model, not a curated record
UUUCCUUAAUUUCACUUGAAUUUCAACCUUUCUUUCUCUGAUUUCUCUCGUUCUCGUGUUAGGGUUUUUACUAUUUAUCUAUCUUCUUAAAUUUUCAAAAUUUUCUUUUUAAAAAUCUUUCUUUGCCUGGUUGAGGAGGUAAUGAAGGAAGAUAAACGUUUGUCAAUUUUCAUUUUGAAUUUCUCUCUUAUUUUUAAUUGGUGGUUCAAAGGUAAUUAUUGAGCUGUCAGCUGCAUUUUUUUUGGUUUCCUAUUUAUGAAUUUAAAUGGAUAUUAUUUUUCAUGAAUCCUUUGGGGGAUUUUUUAGUGGGUUUUUGAUGAUCAUUGUUUUCGUUUCCGUGGAUUUAAUUGAAUUUAAUUGGGGAUUUUGAUUUGUGACUUAAAAUCAACAAAGUUUAUUGCUUUAGUCUUCGAAACACUAGCAAAAAGGAAAAGAAGAAGAAGAAGAAGAAAAUAGUUAAGGUUUAACAUUGCAUGAGAGAAAAUGCAGAUUUGGAAGUUCUAAGUGAGGAGAUUGACGGAGAGAGAAAAAAAUGUUAAGUGGGCAUAAUUUAAGCCAAGGGAAUGCAGGAUCGUCGUCGGAUAUGCCACCAUUGCUUCAGUGUUUGCCUUUGGAGCCGAUUACAUUAGGCAAUCAGAAAUAUACACGAUCUGGAGAAUUAAGCCGGGUUCUGGGUGUUCCUUUUCGAAGUAGUACAUCGGAGGAUCACACUUUUGGAGUUGCACAUCCUAAACCUUCACCUCCAGUGGCAACGGAGGAGCUUAAGAACUUCAAAGAAAGUGUUCAAGAUGCCUCUAGGAAGGCCAGGGAUAGAGUAAAAAAGUUGCGUGAGUCAAUUUCUAAACUGGAAAGGUAUAGAGAAACCUUAAACUCAAAGAAGCAACAACGAAGUGAUAUCUCAAGUGAGAGAACAAGUGGAGUAAACAUUGCAAAGAUCGGGAGCCAGAUUCAUAGAAACCCUCAUGACAUAAUGACCCAAAGGUUGGAGGAUAGGCCAAAAGGGGUGGGGCUAAACAAACGUGUUCGCACGUCAGUUGCCGAUUUACGGGCUGAUAAUAGGACUGCUUUGAAUCCAAGGCAGCAGGGAAUAAUAGAAAAGGAUGGUGAUGUGCUUUCAGCUGUUAAUGGGGGAUCUGCUCGAAUUGAAGAAAAGAUCCGCAGAUUGUCCGGUGAAGGAUGGGAAACAAAGAUGAAAAGGAAACGGUCUGUUGCAGCUGUAGGAAAUAGAGUUACUGCUGGUGACCGGGAUGUAAAACGAGCUAUGCAACAGAAGCUGAGUUCUGAAUCAAAGUUGCGAUCAUGUGAUACACAGGGUUUCAGAUCAAAAUCUUCCCCUGGAGUUAGUGGAAUCAACAGGUCUGAUUGUUCUUUUGAAGCUGCUGGUUCAGAUGCCAGUACAGUGCUUAGGAACGAAUUGGAGAGUACCUCUAUUCCUCGGGAUCGUGCAGCUAUGCUGGAGCAGAGGGUUUUAACGAAAACAAAUAAUAAGGCAAGUCUCCAGGAUGACAACCAAUCAAGUGGGCCGACUACAAUGCUAAAAGGAAAGGUUUCUAGGGCACCACGAAGUGGUUCCAUCAUGGUGUUAGACUCAUCUUCAAAAGUUCACCUCUCAUCUGGAGCUUUGCAGGGUUGGGAACAGCCAAAUCUAAAUAAGAUACAAGCGUUAGGUGUUGGGAGCAAUCAAAAACGUCCAAUGUCUACAGGUUCCUCGUCGCAUGCUAUGGCCCAGUGGGGUGGUCAGAGACCACAUAAAAACUCACGUACGAGGAGAGCAAAUUUAGUGUCCCCUGUCUCUAAUGCUGAAGCUCAGAUUUCAUCUCAAGGCUUUGCAACACCUGAUUUUGGUGCUAGGGCAUCUGUUGGAACUGGUGGAUCACUGCUUGGCAGCAGUAUAGAUAAUGCUACUCUAAAAAUUAAGAGGGAACCUGAGAAUGUGUCCUCUCCAUUUGGGUUAUCAGAGAGUGAAGAAUCAGGAGCUGGAGAUAGCAAAUCAAAAGAGAAAGGAAUUGAUUGUAGUGAGGUUACGCUGCCUGCAUCUCAAAAAGCUGGGGCUUUCUUAUUGCCCACAAGGAAGAAACAAAUGUCUACUAAUGAAAUUGGAGAUGGAGUCCGAAGACAAGGAAGGAGUGGAAGCAGUGCACCACUCUUGACAAAACCAAUUGUUCAUCCAACGAGGGAGAAGUUGGAGAAUCUUACUACAACCAAACCAAUUCAAACUGCGAGAUCUGCUUCUGAUAAAAAUAGAAGUAAAACAGGUCGUCCACCUUCCAAAAAGCUGAAAGAUCGCAAGGCUUCAACACGUGUUGGGUCGAUGCUAAAUAAUGUUUCUUCAGAUUUUACAGGUGAAUCUGAUGAUGAUCAUGAGGAACUAUUUGCAGCUGCCAGUUCUGCUCGUAAUGCUGGCAGUCUUGCUUGUUCUGGUCCAUUUUGGAAGAAAAUGGGAUCUAUUUUUAAUUCUGUUAGUUCAGAGGACACAUCUUACCUUACACAACAGCUAAGUUUGGCAGAAGAGCUUGACGAGAGUUUGUCACAAAUGUUUGGCGAUGGAUAUAAUGUUCUGGGUGUUGUGCUGCAGAAGGAUGCUCCUAAUUCUAUUGAAGAAAUGGCCAAAACUAAUGCUUCAAGUGGAAGAUUUGAUAUAAAAAAGUUGGACAAGGUUACUCCUUUAUAUCAAAGGGUUCUUUCUGCUUUGAUUGAAGAAGAUGAAAGUGAAGAAAUUUACCACCACAUUGAAGCAAAGAAUAUGUCCCUGCACUAUGCAAGUGAUGAUUCCCAUUGUGGUUCAUGCAACCAGAUGGAUGCUGAAUCUAAAGAUAGGGACAGGAUGGAAUUUGAAGUUGAGUCGAAUGCAGAUUUUCAAUGUCAGAAGAACUCUCUGUUAGACAGACUCUCUUGUGAUGUGAGUGUUGCAUCUAACACAUUUAGGAACUCCAGCAUGUCUAAUUCAUUACAUAGUAGUGAACGGUGGUUGGGAGAUGAUGAUUUUUCACAUUCGGAUAUGGGGCCUGUGAGCGAAAUAUGUUCAACUGACCUGGGUCAGCUCCAACCUAAGGAAAUGAAUGUUUCUGGUAUUUCUUCUGACUGCCAAUAUCAGUUCUUGUGUAUGGAUGAUAAGCUUUUGCUGGAGUUACACAGUAUUGGUCUUUAUCCAGAGACUUUGCCUGAUUUGGCAGAGGGAGAGGAAGCAAUAAAUCAGAGAGUUGUUGAACUUAAUGAACGUCUUUAUCAACAGAUUCGGAAAAAGAAGAAAAAGUUGGGAAAGAUUGAUAAAGCCAUUCAGAAUGGGAGAGAUGUAGAAAGAAGGAACAUUGAGCGUGUUGCAAUGGACCAAUUAAUCCAGAUGGCUUAUAAAAAACGUUUGGCAUGUCGUGGGAGUAAUUCAUCAAAAAGUGCAGUUCGUAAGGUUUCAAAACAUGUUGCAUUGGCUUUUGUCAAGCGAACCCUUGAUAGAUGUCGAAAAUAUGAAGAGACAGGCAAUAGUUGCUUUAGCGAACCCACAUUACAAGAUGUCAUGUUUUCUGUACCUCCAUGCAGCAAUGAAGCAAAAUCUGUUGAUUGUAUUGGCUCUGGAACUGCUAGUAAUACUUGUAAUGAAACUUCAAACCAUCAAGCAGAAGCCAGGGGCUCAGGUGCUGUUUCUAGUACUUUUGAGAGGUAUGAUUCUUCAGAUGCUCUUCCAUCUGUUCACUCAUCUGAACAUGCUGUUUCCAAGUAUGGAUCUAUGUUAAACAAAGGGAGGAAGAGGGAAGUACUAAUUGAUGAUGUUGUUGGUAGUGCUUCUUCUAGGGUAACGUCAACUCUUGAUGGCACUGUUGGUGGAGUAAGGGGAAAGAGAAGUGAAAGAGAUAGGGAUCAAAGCAGAGAUAAUUUAAGGAAUAGUUCUGUAUCUGGAGCUGGUCGGACAUCAUUGGACGGUUCCAAGGGUGACAGGAAAACGAAAACAAAGCCCAAGCAAAAGAAUAAUCAUGGAUAUAAUGGCAGGCUUUCAGAACCGUUGCUGCCUGCCCGUGGAUCUAGUAAGCCUUUGGCUAAUGCUGGCAACGUGACUGAAAGAGAAGUGAGGUUAUCAUCUCCUAGUAACAUUUAUCGGAAUUCAUCUAAAGAAGCAGAUGAACCCAUUGAUUUUCCAAACUUGCAACUAAACGAGUUGGAUACAAUGGAAGACUUGGGUGCUUCCAAUGACCUCGGUGGGCCCCAAGAUCUGAGUUCCUGGCUAAACUUUGAUGAGGAUGGCUUGCAAGACCAUGAUUCCAUAGGUUUAGAAAUACCAAUGGAUGACCUCUCGGACUUGAAAUUUGCAUUUUGAAAUCCCUGCCCUUUGCUGUGGCCGGUUAGGUUACUAAUUAUCAGCCUGUCUGGUGCAAUCUGAUCACAGAAGUGUAAUUAUGAUUCAUUUUUCUGUACAUAUCAUAUGUUAUGUAAUGGAAGAAUUUUGUUUGCUUGAUCCAAUGAAAUUUACUAGAAGCAAUUAUUUCA